AUGGCUUCCUUUUUAUCUACAUCUGCUACGAGAAGUUCAAGACAAAAGGAUAAAAUUUAUUUAAUUGGUUUUGUGACCCACCAAAUUACUGGUGGCAAAUUACCAUCAAAUCGUCAAGUGUUACGUAGUUUGUUUUAUAACAUCCGUGAAGUAAAGCUGAAUAUAAAAGGUGCGGCUAGGUUAACGAUAAAAAAAGUUUUUAUUUUCUGGGAGAAAGCAAGGAUACAAACAAAACAUUUGAAAGACUCUGUUGCUAAGCUAGAAAAACUUCAUGAAGAAUGGAGAAAACUACAAAAAAAUUCUAACAGAACUGGACCAGCUCAGACAGAGAAAGAAAAACUUUUUAAGGCCAUACUUGAUGACCUAUUUGACAUAGCUCAUCAAGAUGCACUCCAGACUGCAACAGAGGAAGACAAAUUGUUUUUGCUUAAGCAGAGAGAAAAGGGGCGCCCAGGUGUCAUGGGAGGAGUUGAUUUACAGUGUGUAAAAGCUGAAGAGCGUUGUCAAAAAAGAAAUGCUUCGGAAAUGGCGAGGUUAACAAAAUUUAGGACAAGUUCAGAAUUAGAAGAGCUUAAAUCGUUAGGCAGCAGCACGUCAGAUGAAGAUGAAAUUGAAGAUAAUGAUCAACGCACAGAGAAGGUAGAUAUGGUGACACUAAAUUAUGGGCCUGAAAAAAAGAUGAAAAAAUACACUAGAGAAUUAGAAGGAGCAGUUGUACAUUGGGGUGGGAAAUUACUUCCAGAUAUGUUAAAUAAAGAAAAUGUUGAAAGAGUUGCAGUCUUAAUUAGCUGUGGAGAAGAAGAACAGUUAAUUGGAGUUCCCCUAUUAGAAAAUGGUGCUGGCAGUACGAUUGCAAAAUCUGUUUAUUCAGAACUUGGAAAGUGGGGUGCACUAGACAAGAUUCAAGCAAUGUCCUUUGACACAACUGCCGUGAAUACUGGCCGCAUUAAAGGCGCUUGCGUUUUAUUAGAGCAAUUGAUGGAGAAAAAAUUAUUGUAUCUUUCAUGUCGCCACCACAUUUUGGAGGUAGUGUUGAGAUCAGGUUUUGAUGCUGCAUUGGGAAAGACUACAGGCCCUCAAUCGGAUAUUUUCAAAAAAUUUAAAACUGAAUGGAACAGCAUUGAUAAAAAAAAAUUUAAAUCAGGAGUUAAAGAUAAAAGUGAAGCCAGCAAAUUGAUUAAUCCGGAUCAACUUUCAAGUUAUCUUCUAAAACAAUUAACAGUUCAUCAUUCAAGGAGCGAUUACAAAGAAUUGAUUAGUCUUUGUCUUAUAUUUUUAGAACGCUUUCCGUCAGAAAACAUCGUGUUUGCGGCUCCUGGUGCUUUUCAUCACGCAAGGUGGAUGGCGAAGGCGAUAUAUUCAUUGAAAAUAUACCUAUUUAGAGAACAGUUUCAACUGACAAAUUUUGAAUAG
This is a messenger RNA of Helobdella robusta, 1413 nucleotides long. RefSeq lists its product as hypothetical. NCBI's taxonomy places the organism in Eukaryota, Metazoa, Annelida, Clitellata, Rhynchobdellida, Glossiphoniidae. The coding region runs from base 1 to 1413 and encodes 470 amino acids. The transcript has 3 exons. The record is from RefSeq and is a predicted model, not a curated record.